AUGGUUGGAAGGAUUGCAAAAUUGGGCCGCCGCCAGCAUGACGCUGUGGAAAGGAUUGGCCGUUUGCAAUCUGAAGUCAAGGGCCAAAGGAGCAAGGUGGAGUUUGAGGCGACGAGAGCCGCUAUGGAAAAUGCACGGGCUGAGGCCGAGAAGGAAAAAGCGAGGACGACGGAUCGACUCAGAGCUAAUACCGAGAAAAUGGCAAAUGCGAGCGAGGAAUCGCUCAAGUUAGCCAAUGAGGCACUUGCCAAACUCGAGGCCGAGUUUGAGGAGUUGAAGCAGGCCAAGGAAAAAGCCGACUCUGAGUCUUUGGCGGCGUUCGAGGCGUGGAAAAACUCCGCCUUUCAGGACUAUGUAGAAGAGAGAGAUGACUGCAUUCAAAAAUUGGAGGCUCUCGUCGAGAAGGCAGAGCGCGAACUAAGGAAAAUCAAGUCUACGGGGCCCCAAUCGACCAGCCACCCCAACUCGAUUGUUGAAGAGAAGAUUACUCAAAGGCUGAUUAACGACGCACUCAUCGGUCGAAAUACGGCUAGCAUGUUUGCGAUCGAGACUGCGAGGAUAACGACCUAUGAAAAAGGCUUCCACGACGGCCGAAAGAUCAAAAUUCAGAAGACCAAGGAGAAGCUCGCCGAAGAAGUCUGCCGAUGCGAAAAUCGCGGAUUUAAGCACGGUUGGAUCAAGGCGCUUCAGCAAGCGGAGAGUCUCCGGGCAGCAGGGCUGAAUUUGGCAUUUCCGUUGCAUCAACAGAAUGAUCUUCCCGUCUCUGCAUUUGAAAUUGAAAAGAGCGAUGACGAACAAGAUGACGAACCGAAGAAAACUUUGUAA
Molecule: messenger RNA, 825 nt
Organism: Camellia sinensis
Lineage: Eukaryota; Viridiplantae; Streptophyta; Magnoliopsida; Ericales; Theaceae
Source: RefSeq, a predicted model, not a curated record